UUCAGAAGUAAAGGUUGAAGUGGGAAAUGUUUAAACUUUAUGGCUUACAUUUUAAGCACGAAGGAAUAAGAAGUGAGGCGUGGUAAAAUGUCAAAGAACAAGAAAGAUGAAACGACGCUUGAGUUGGAUGACAUCUUAAGUGAAUCCAUAACAAACUCGAAUAGGCUUGCCGCAUUCUUGCAGCGCAACGCAGCCCAAAAGCCCAGGCCCAACCUCGUCUUUGGGAAGUUCUCCUAUGACCUGGACUUUGAUGUUCCGCUCACAAAGAAGCCUCAAAAAGGCACGCAGGAUAACCAAUUGAGACCCAAUGCGAGCAGCAUUGUUGCAGCAGCGUCUGAGCCCCCCGCCUCGGACGAGCCACAGUCGCCUCCCAACUUGGUAUCGCAUGAGAAUGUGCCACGGCGUUCAGCCAGACAUUUGCCUUCACCCACCCAUCGGCGUCUUCCCGCACUUGGUGGCACUGGCGGCCAUGUUCCUGUCUCUGAUAUGCUGCGUCGUCUUGCUAUUCAGAGGCACUCGCGGAGCUACGGGCCUCGUCAACUCUUGCAGGACUUUAAUGGUGUAGCUAAUCUAACAUGGAGCUCCUCGAGCUCCUUUCCCUUUGUGCCAGAAAUAAGCAGCACUCGAAACUGCCCGGACGAAAUUCCUGAGAAUCAACCAGCGUCACAGACACAGCCACAGCCAGUGUCGGAGCCACAGCCGAUGGAUGGACCGAUGAACCCUGGUCUGGGUGGGCAACGGCUUCCUUUGUUUGAAAAUAUUAUGCUGCGGAUGAGCCAAAGUGCGGGAGUACGAUCCUCGCUGCCAGGAUCACGUCCAUUGACUCCCUCUGAGAGUAAUCGAACCUAUACGAGCGGGGAGAGACCAAUGACUGAGAAUCUGCAGCAAUCACGAUCGUCGCCUAAUACUUCACCCUCGAAAUAUCCAUUGCUGCGGGAAUCGGCACCGGUGGAGGAUUGUGUUGUACCGGGAUCACAGUCCCAGCAAUCUCAGCAGUCCCAGCAGCCAGCCGAAAUUGUGCAAAAUCUAUCGAGGAGUGGCAACGUGCUAGUUAUACCAAUGGGUGUGGCCUCUGGUACCAAGCCAAAAGCAGCAGAGGCUUUGCCGCAACCACAUUCGCCGGCUCCCAAAUCAUCAAAGUCGAAGACAGUUUCCCAUAGCAAAACACUUCAGGUUGUUGAGGACUUGGACGCAAUCAUGACCCACGAUGAAUGCGACGAACAGCCAAGCCAAGAACAAGGGUGUGCUGCGCCGGUCGGUGGUAACACUAACAGGCAGACUCGAAGACGCACGCGAAACAAUCGAAAUCCCAUCGAAAGCAAUGACCAGGAAAGUUCCAUCCAACUGCUUAACCUUCACCGCUCCAAUGCAUCAAGCAAGACGAAUCGCAAGGGAGCCAAUGCUUCCAUCUUGAAUAAGGUGCCCUGUACCGCAAUCAAUGACAAGGCGUUUGCCAAGGAGCUGGAACGGAUGAGCUACCAUGAGAUUAUUGACUUGCGUAAGAGAAACUCCCUCGGCUUGGUUUAUCCGCUGAAUGGGAAAAGGGAGAAUAGUGCAGAGCAGCAAAAGGCUCUGGAGCAGCAAAUUCAGUGUGAGCUACUGCAAAGGAAUGUGAAAAUUGAAAUGGAAACAGAAACAGAAACUGAAUCAUUGUCCAGAUCUGUAUCUGCAGAGCGCGAAGAAAUGGAUUAUAGGGAGGAGGUUAUGGCUAUGCCUCCGCCUGUACCCUUCGCCUUCAAAGACAAUUCCCAAAGACACCGCCGCGGUCGAGAGGCUCCAAUGACAGCAGAGCUGGUCAACUACGCGGAGCUCUCAAAAACCACUGAGUUACGUCGAAAACCAUCAGGAAAACGCAGCCUUUGCACCAAGGGUGGCGAUGUCGACUCGGUGUCGCAGGAGAAGCAGCCAAGGCUGCGUCCCACCCGGCUAGGGCCUACUCUUGGUGUGCGGGAUUUCAAUGGGAUCAGGGCAACCCCGCAGGAUUCGAGCGAUGAAGACACUCCCCUCUGCCAUUUGAAGGAGCAGAAUAAUAAUUUAAACGAAAUUGCUUCCCCUCUACCAGAGUUUAAUGACAAUAAUGAUAAUGAAGUGGAUGGGGCAGAUUGCUCUUCCUCGGGGUAUGCCCAACAUCGACAUUCCAAAUCUCCACUUCCUCCAGUGGAAAAAUCAAAGGCAAAAAGGGAGCUGGAAAACUUAAAGAUCUCUUACAUACAUGACGAGGUGGAAGUGGACUUCAAUGAGACUGGCAAUCGGCGGUCAAAGCGUGGUCAGGUACCACUGAAAAACCUUUUUUGCCAUAGCAUGGAUCCCAUGAAGUUUGAAUGGUUUCGCAAAACGGUGGAUCCAUAUGAUAGGAAAGAAGCCAAACCGUCGUUGAAGCCACGACGGCCAAAAAAAAGGCAAGAUUCAGCAGCGGCUGCCGUAAUGCCUCUAACUCAUGCCAUGGAAACACAAACUGAAACUGAGCCGCAACCCGAUUCCGAUCCCGAUCCAAUACCACCAAUAAGGACACCAAGUCCCAGCAUUUCAGAUGACCACCAGGCUGCUUACAUGCAACUCAUGAGCUGGCUGCGAGGCCACAGUAGCAAUCCGCCAAGCUUCAAUAUGGAAGACUGCAGCGGGAGCCGGGUAGGAAAUACAGUCUCUCUUGCUAGUGAAUUAGAUUUCACCAACUAUGAUGGCAUUGAGUAUGCUUUCUACAAAACCAAGGAGAAGGGGAUACUGGGGUACAUGCGCUUCCAGCCGCUGCAGACUUGUAGAAAGAAACUUGCUAAGAGCGUUUCCCUGAAUUUUGUUGUUCUCUAUGGACAAUUUGCCUUGAAUUGCACUGUCCCGGAUGUGGCGGAACGUGAUCGCCGCAUAUUAAAUGUCGGUGACAUGGCUGAGAUCGAGAUCGGCACCCGUUUUGGUUUUUCAAAUUUAUUGAACGAAGUGAGUGUGCUGAUGUUUAUCCGCCAUAUCACACAAUAGAAAUAUAUUUUGUAAUAAAUAUAAUGUUAAUAAUGCGACUGUUGUUACCUAGUUCGACUAGAUUGACGCAUGUUAAUUGCCUUGGGAAUAUCUGCAACUGUUUAUUUUCAUAGAAAUAUAUCUUGUAAUAUAAUAAUGUUAAUAAUGCGAUUGUGUUAUCUAGUUCGAUAAACAUAAAAAUAUACUAUAUAAUAAUGUUGUCAUGCGCAUGUGUUAUUAAUGUCUGAAGCAAAUACGGGCGACUCUGUCCA
Messenger RNA from Drosophila guanche, 3221 nucleotides. RefSeq lists its product as uncharacterized. NCBI's taxonomy places the organism in Eukaryota, Metazoa, Arthropoda, Insecta, Diptera, Drosophilidae. The record is from RefSeq and is a predicted model, not a curated record. The transcript is spliced from 9 exons. The coding region runs from base 88 to 2970 and encodes 960 amino acids.